AUGGGAAAGUUUCAUGAUACUUUAAAUUAUUCCUUCCGAUCCCAUAAAAAUCGUGCCUAUCAACUUGAAUGUGAAUUGUUGGAGAUUUUACUUCACGGAAAUUAUCAUAAUCAUGUUAUGAAGAAUAGUUUUGAGAUUGCAGAUCCGUAUCGAUCAGUAAUAAUUCAAUUGAUUUCAAAGUGUAAUAUUGGUAGUGGUUGUGUGAAAUUUUUAUCGGAUCGAUGGAAGAGAGAUCGAGAAUUAAUGAAAAUUGCACUGAGUGUUAACGGUUAUCAAUUUGAUGAAAUGUUGCCAGAAUUCCAGAAAGAUAGAGAGUUGAUUUUGAUGGCAAUUAGAAAUGAGAAGCAAUCGCUGGUAGACAAACACUCUCCAGAGAAAAUUAUCACACAAAUAUUGAGCGAUUUUAGUGAAGAUAUAGAGCUUAUGAUGGAAUGUUGUAAGAAGAAAAGACUUUGCUUUUAUUAUCUCAGUGAAAAAUUGAGAGAUAAUGAAGAGUUUGCUGCAUUUUGCUUUUCUGAAUGGUGCGGUACGUCUGAAAUGGAUAGUCUUUCUGAGAGAUUGAAAAACAACCGAGAAUUCAUCUCAAAAAUUAUUGAAAUCAACCCAGAGAUAGUGACCAGAUGUGGAAAAGAAAUUGUGGAUGAUGAAUUAAUGUUAAAAGCACUCAAAUAUGGUCUUUCUUUGGAUCACUUGUAUAACUCUCCCCUUUUGACAAGAGAGCUAGCAUUAGAAUAUUCCAAAACAAAUCAUUGGUCCUAUAUUCCUAAACGAUUUGCCAAAGACAAAGAAAUCUGUUUAAAUAUUGUUGAAAAAUAUGGUUCCAGAUUAACAAAUCUGGAUAGUGAAAUGCAAUAUGAUAUGGAUGUUGUUAAGGUUGCAGUGAAGAACUAUCCGCACGUUUUUAAAGACCUACCAGAAGAAGUGAAGUUACAAUUUGCUAAAUCUUGCCGUGAAACAAUCAUUGAUAUUGUACAUAAUGAUUCAAACUAUCAUCUUUAUAACUAUUUCAAGAAUUACAUGGGAGAGGACAUUGAUUUUUAUGUUUUUGCCUAUACCAAAGACUGUAAUUGCAAUCCUCCAGCAUCUUUAUUAGAAAAUAGAGAAUUCACUUUGAAAUGUCUGCUACAAAAUCAUUUACGGAUCAAAGUACCAGCUCAAUAUAAAACAGAUACAGAAAUCAUCAAUGCCUAUUGGAAUUGUAAAAAAAAUCCAACAAGGAGAAUCGAAUGGGAUUGGGAGAUUAUUCUUCAAAAUUCUGAAAUCACAAUGGAAGCUUUAGAAAGUUGGUCCAAUGAAGAAAAAUUUGAUUUAGAAGUUACCCAAUUUGAAAAUGCCUCUCUAGAUAUAUUAUCAAAUAGAAAAAUCAUUCUAUUGGCAGCCAAGAAUGAAUUACUUUCCAAUAUUUCAAUUCUUCCAGAUCAGUUUAAAGUUGAUAAGGAAAUUGUCAUGCCAAUGUUGAAGAAGAAUCCAAAGCAAUUAGAAAAUACUCCUCUCAAUCGAAACAAAGAAUUUUUGUUGGAAUUUUUGAAAGAAAACCCCUCAGUUGAUUUGAACUUGGUAGCUCAUUUCAUUACACCUUUUGGAGAUGAAUUUUUACGAAGUGCCAUUGAAUUGAACGGAUUACUUUUAGAACAUGCCAAUGCGGAAAUGAAAUCAGAUAGAGAGUUAGUUUUGAAAGCUGUUUCUAAUAAGUGUCACGCUCUAGCAUUUGCUAGCGAUUUAUUGAAACAAGAUUUUGAAAUUGUAAUGCAAUCGGUUAAACAAGAUGGCUCUACUUUACUUUAUGCCAAUGAUUCUUUGAAAUCAAACAGAGAACUCGUAUUGGAAGCAUUGAAAUCUGGAUAUUUUGACGAAAACAAGGAUAUUGACUGGAAUGAUCCUGAAAUACUUUUGAAUUUUGCAAUGAGUAGAGCACCAGUCUAUUCUAUUCCAUCGUUAUCAGAAGAAAUUAGUUCUGAUUGUAAUCUCUUUGAGAAACUCUUGUCAUAUAAUGGAGAAAUGCUUCAAUUUGCUUCAGAAGCUAUCAGAAAUGAUGAAAAUCUAGUUCUUCUUGCAGUGAAAUCAUCUUGGAGUGUAUUAGAAUAUGCCUCUCAAGAAAGACAAAAUGAUCUCUUAACAAUUCUAAGAGCUCGUCAACUAGCUGUUAGAAAGUUUAGCUCCCUAGAUAUGGCAGCUGAUGAUUGGGCACCCUACAGGCCUCCAUCUUCUGUAACCACUGAUAAUGUAUGGUAUGAGAGAGUAUCAGCUGAUUUUGAAAAAAGAGUAUGGACUCAAUAUCUCCUAGAUUGUAAGCAGCAAACCAGAAACCCCUAUGCAAUGAAUUAA
This is a messenger RNA of Naegleria gruberi, 2325 nucleotides long. RefSeq lists its product as uncharacterized. The transcript has a single exon. NCBI's taxonomy places the organism in Eukaryota, Heterolobosea, Eutetramitea, Acrasida, Naegleriidae. Bases 1 to 2325 code for a protein of 774 amino acids. The record is from RefSeq and is a predicted model, not a curated record.